Molecule: messenger RNA, 1608 nt
Organism: Zea mays
Lineage: Eukaryota; Viridiplantae; Streptophyta; Magnoliopsida; Poales; Poaceae
Product: protein containing PDZ domain a K-box domain and a TPR region
Exons: 6
Coding region: 338-1360 (340 amino acids)
Molecular function (GO): protein binding
Source: RefSeq, a predicted model, not a curated record
ACUCCCUCAGUCGUCAGUCCUCAGCCGUUAGCUACUUUGUUCUUCCCAGUGUGUCCGUGCUCUGGUGUGUGGCCUCCGUCUCACGCCUGAGCUGCAAGCCCUCUUGGCGCCACACAGCGCAGGAUGAGCCACAGAACAGAAGCGUCUCUUCCUCCUCCUCUUCUUCCUCCUCAUCUGCACCACCACAGAACACAGAUUCGCGAGCCCAAGACCAAGAGCAAGAGAAGAAGAGCUCAGCUGCUGCUGCGGUGCUGCCGGUGCCGGGCGGAGUUUAACAUCGCGCCGCAGCUAACUCAACGCAGUUAAGCUUCUCCUACUCCUAGCUUAGCCAAUAGCCAUGGCGCUGGCUAGCCAGGUCGCCGCUAACCAGCCGCCGCCGCCGACGCUCUCCUCCCCCGCCCGCCGCCUCCCAAGAGCCAGCAGCAACGCUCUGCUGCUGCUCCAGCCGGCGGCCGCGGUCCUCGGCGGCCGGACCCUGAGGCUUCGGCCUCCCGGCGCGCGGAGGAGGGCCCUGGACGCCGUCGUCGUCGCGCGGGCGUCGUCUGAGGCGAAGGCGGAGACCGCCGAGGCGGGCGGCGGCGGCGGGGGAGCGGAGGAGGAGCGGCCGUACGAGGAGUACGAGGUGACGAUCGAGAAGCCGUACGGGCUCAAGUUCACCAAGGGCCGCGACGGCGGCACGUACGUGGAGGCCAUCCAGCCCGGCGCCGCCGCCGACCUGACCGGCCAGUUCGAGGUGGGCGACAAGGUGCUGGCCACCAGCUCCGUCUUCGGGGAGGAGAUCUGGCCGGCGGCGGGGUACGGCCAGACCAUGUACUGCAUCCGCCAGAGGAUCGGCCCUCUGUACAUGAAGAUGGAGAGGAGGUUUGGUAAGUGGGACGGCGCCGGCGACCUCACCGAGAAGGAGAUCAUCAGGUUCGAGAGGAACUCCGGAGUGGUCAGCGGCAGGGUGCGGGAGAUCCAGCUGCAAAACUACCAGAGGAAGAUGGAGCAGAAGAUGCAGAGGGAAGAGGACCUCCGCAUGGGGCUCAAGCUGUACAAGGACGGGAAGUACGAGGAGGCGCUGGAGAAGUUCGAGUCGGUUCUGGGGUCGAAGCCGGAGCCCAGCGAGGCCGCCAUCGCCAGCUACAACGUCGCCUGCAGCUACUCGAAGCUGGGCCGGGUAGAGGCUGCGCUUUCUGCGCUGGAGGAUGCGCUCAAGUCAGGGUAUGAAGACUUCAAGGCAGUUCGCACCGACCCGGAUCUCGCGAACCUGAGGAAGUCGGAGGAGUUCGAGCCCUUGCUGAAGAACUACGACGAGUCGUUCAUCAACGAGAACGCCAUCAACGCCAUCAAGUCCUUGUUCGGACUCGGAAACAAGUGAGGCGAUUGUUAGCUUAGCUUGCCCUCGUACCUGACCAUUUGCCGUGCAGAUACAUUGUGUGUAUGAGUACUGUCCAAAUGUAAAGGAAAAUAUGCAAUUGUGCUUGUCAGCCACAUGCCAAAUAUGUUAAGGAUCAAGAAGGUGAAUAUGUUAGCGGACAAACUCACGAGACAAGUAUUGAGAACUCUGGAUUGGAUUCUUUUUUCAGGUUCAAACAGUUUAAUGACUUGUCAAGAAAAGAAAACGCA